AUGGCUGGCUGUCCAGACUUAUCGCCAACUCAAAUACGCGAUAUCUUAGAGUCUUGUGACAAAAGCGCUGGAAAACCUCUCUCACCAUUCCCUCGUUUAGUAAUCGACGACUCAUCGAAGAUGACCGAGAACAGCAUCAAGUUAUAUCCCGCGGCUGCAGGUCUUCCCUGGCAUUCUACUAUUCUAGCUCUGAGGCAGACCAAGCAUUGGAAAGCCGCAAUAUCUAUGGUCACAAAGCUGCUAAAUCUAUUUGCAGAGGACGACAUUUCCAAUACAACUCUUUACAGAGGGUCCAAGUCAUAUGCAAAUAUUGCGAAAAGGGAGAUACAUGAUAUAAACCACAAUUGGUCCCGGUUCCUUUUGUUUGCGUGGCCAGGCGCCGAUGAGAAAAGGAUAGAGCUAAUCUCAGCUACUCUGACCUUUGUGUUCCUCUUUGAUGGUAAGUCUAAUUGUCUUCAAGAUGUUUGGGAAAUGCAGGACGAAGAAACAGUUCGCAUUAUUCAGGCCGAAUUUAUUUCUUGCCUGACGCUACCGGACUCUGAGAUUUCUCUAUUCAAGAGGGAGCGGAGCCUCACACCCCUCCAGGCUAUGAUUACUCAAGUUAUACAAGGGAUUUAUGAUGAAGACCAGAAAGGCGGAAAUGGCGGCAAGGACGUAGUGAAGUGUCUGAUCGAUUUUAUCAACCACCCUCCCCCUGCCAAGGAGUACCAUACACUCAAGGAGUUUCUAGAUUAUCGCAUAGUUGAUGCUGCUGCGGAAUACGUCUUUGCAUGUGCCAAGUUCUCCAUCCAUUCGAGUGUUCAAAUGGACAGCCCAAGCAUUAAACGGUUCAUUAGACUUGCUUCAGAACAUAUAUGUUACUCUAACGACCUUGGUUCGUACGAUAAGGAGAAGGAGGCUUAUGAUGAAGGACAUGUCUUGUACUUGAUCAACGCGGUUGACAUGGUGAAGAAGGUGUUCAAGCUUCCAGAUGAUGCCACUGCAAAGUCAGCUACACUUGCACUUCAAAAGCAGACCGAGAUGGAACUCGGAAGGGAGCUUGAACACCUUCGUGCAUCGGGUGAAGCUACUGCCCAGGAACUUGAAUAUUGCGAAGCUGUAAUAUAUGCAAUGAUGGGAAAUACGUUUGCCUCGGUGGUCAUGUCCCGUUAUGGGGGGGACGUCACUAGACUUAAAUCUUGA
Molecule: messenger RNA, 1182 nt
Organism: Psilocybe cubensis
Lineage: Eukaryota; Fungi; Basidiomycota; Agaricomycetes; Agaricales; Agrocybaceae
Exons: 4
Coding region: 1-1182 (393 amino acids)
Source: RefSeq, a predicted model, not a curated record